Actinia tenebrosa (Australian red waratah sea anemone) is the source of this 5280-nucleotide messenger RNA. RefSeq names its product tetratricopeptide repeat protein 37. Gene Ontology annotation, molecular function: protein binding. Gene Ontology annotation, cellular component: Ski complex. NCBI's taxonomy places the organism in Eukaryota, Metazoa, Cnidaria, Anthozoa, Actiniaria, Actiniidae. The record is from RefSeq and is a predicted model, not a curated record. Gene Ontology annotation, biological process: RNA processing; nuclear-transcribed mRNA catabolic process.
AAAAUGGCUUCCAAAGAAGUCAAAAGUUUGCUAAAAAAUGCUCGUGAUUCAAUACGAAAUAAAGAGUACAAAGAGGCUCUAAAACACUGCAAGGCAGUAUUGAAGGUUGAUAAAACCAACUACAAUGCCUUGGUUUUCAUUGGUGUGUGUGCUAAAGAGAUGGAUCAGCCAGACCAGGCACAGGCUGCAUACAAACGAGCCAUUGAAUCUGAUCAAGACCAGAUUCUUGCUUGGCAGGGUCUUGCCUCACUGUAUGAAAAGGAGACAGGAAACCCAGGAUUUCAAGAAGAACUGCCAGGGAUUUAUAGAAAACUUAUGAAGCUGUAUGAAAGAUCUGACAUGGGAAAGUGGAAAGAAGUCAAUUUGAAGCUAACAAAUUCGUGUCAGAAACAAGGAAAAAUUGUGGAGGCUACUGAAGCAAUUGAACAACUGAUACAGUUAUCUGAGGACACACAAGAAAAAUAUGACUUGAAUUUAAAGAUGGUAGCUUUACUAGAAGGACAGGAAUCAAAAGAUGUCGCAAUCUUGUCCAAGUUGGUGUCUGUGCUUCAAACUUUGGUACGUGGGGAGUGGUCAUCGGCAAGUGAAAAUGAUGGCAUAGCAAACUAUACCAAAGAUAUCAAGACAUUAAUCACAAUACAGGAGACCAAAACUGGUGAAGAUAGAGAAGGAGACAGACGGCUUAUUCUAGAAGAGUGUAGGAAAUGGAGCAAUGCAUACCCAAAUGCUACAUACCCACUAGAAGUCAGGGGUAAAAUUUAUUUGGAGGAUUCAAUAUCUGAUACUAGUGCUCAGGUCCCUGAUGUAUAUCAAACACUCUGCCAUCUGGAUCCGAGUUCUGCUGUUGGAAAAAUAGGCCUUGGAUGGAGUUUGCUGAACAAAAAUGAUUUCAUUGAUGCACGAGCAUUGCUAGAACAGGGUUUGCAGUCCUACCCAAACUGUCCAGUUGGCUGGCUGUGCCUAGUUAAAGUACAACUUGCUCUUCAUGACUAUAGAACUGCUGAAAAAAGUGCCAGCAAAGGGAUAAAAUAUAUUGGCUCAGUUGGUGAAGAAAUACAAAGGAACCGCCUGAAUAGACUUUUAAGAUUGAAGCAAGCUGAUGCUCUAUGUAACCAAGGCUCUUCAAAAGCUGCACAAGCAAAAACAAUCUUAGAAGAGAUUUUACUGGCUAAUGAGGAAGAUCUAGAGGUGCUUACUAGCCUUGGAGAGACAAUGCUGGUACUGGGAGAUACCAAACAAGCUACAGAGUACUGUAACAAAGCAUUGAACAUUAACAAAUCAUGCCACACAAGUGUAGCAUUGCAGGGCAAGAUAAGUUUGGCAGACAAACUAUUUGAUGACGCAGAACUCAGAUUUCUAGAGGCCAUAGAAUUAUGUCCAGACUGUGCUCAUUAUUACUUCUUGUUGGGUAAACUGUACUGGGAGAUGAAUGGUGAUAUUCGCAACAAUAAAGACAAAUGUUUGAACCAGUUCCUCAAGGCAGCUAAACUGGAUGCUUAUCACUCCCCAACAUUUUUAUAUCUUGGUCAUUAUUAUCACGAAGUGCAGAAAGACCUAAGCAAAGCAUGUCGGUGCUACCAGAAAGCAUAUGAUCUUGAACCGCAAUGUGAUGAAGCCGGUAGUCACCUUGGAGAUAUGCUCACUGAACUUGGUAGAGAGGCUGAAGCUCUACAGUUAUUUACCAAUGUUACCAAUAAUGCUCCGGCGGGGGAAGCCAAAUGGGCCUGGAUCCGACUAGGAUUGUAUCAUCUUAAACAUGACAAGAACAACGAAGCUAUUAAUUGUUUUCAGAGUUCUUUACGAGCUGAUCCCAAGGACUCGCAUUGUUGGGAGUGUCUAGGAGAGGCUUACAUGAGUCGAGGAAGCCAUACUGCUGCACUCAAGUCCUUCGCACGAGCUUCUGAGCUGGAUUCAUCGUCUGUUUAUAGUCUUUACCAAAUUGCAACUAUAAAGCAACUGUUGUGUGUUUACGACGAAGCGAUCAAAGAGUACCAGAUGAUAUUGGAUCAACAGCCUGGAUAUGUGCCUGCCUUGAAAGGAUUUGGUGAGACCCAUCUGUGUCUUGCUCUUGAAUCACUGGCUCAGGAUUUCAACAAACGUGCUGUAGAUCACGUGACUCAGGGACUAACGGCACUGUCAAGGGCGGUGGAAUCAAGACCUAAUAUGUCAUGUUUAUGGAAGUUGAUUGGUGAUUGUUGUACUGUCAUUAACCCUCUACCAGACUGUAUUAUCAGCAUAAAAUUACCUGAAAAUCUAAACACGUUUUUAACAGAAGAAUGCGAGGUUGUUGGUAAAAGACAGCUUCUUUCUCUUGCUACAAGUGCGUAUACAAAGGCAUUGAAGUCCCAACCUAAGUGCUACAGCUUAUGGAAUGAUCUUGGGUACAGCUACUUCUUACAAGCCAAGAUAGAAGAAGGGGACCAAUGUAAGAAGUUAGCAGAAAGAUCAGUUCAAGUUCUGAAGAAAGGACUGACUCUACAGCGAACCAAUCACAAGCUAUGGAACACAUUAGGAGUUGUUUGUGCCUCAAAUCUUGUAAACGAUCCGGAGCUCAGCCAACAUUCAUUCAUAAUGUCAAGCAAGACUGAAACAAUCAAUCCAGUCGCUUGGACGAAUCUUGGUGUUCUUUAUCUCAAGCACAACAAAGUAGAGCCGGCACAUGAAGCAUUCAAAAAGGCUCAAGCACUUGAUCCAUCAUAUACCGAGGCAUGGGUUGGCCAGGCUUCAAUAGCUGAGAUUAUUGGUAGCGAAGAGGCUACUGAUUUGUUUAGACACACCUUGGAACUAGGAUCACAUGUAGAGGGUAGCAUAGGGUAUGCUCACUGGAUAUGUACGCACCUGACUUCAGGGAAAGUCCCCCAGGGUCACAGCCCUGUACCCAGCCUGUCUCAUUUACCGGAGGAGUACAGACGAGCUGUGACGCAGUCUUCCGUUUCCAUGACAAAAUACACAGAUCGUAUCCGUAGCACGGCCUGUGCGUACAACAUGCAUGGACUUUUACUGGAGCAUCAGUGUCUCUAUGUGCAGGCUGCUCAAGCCUUUGCGAGUGCUGUGCAGUUAUUAUUAAAGGAAAGCGACGCUAGACAAGAUCUUCUGAAUAUGGUAUAUAUCAACCACGCUAGAGUUUUGUGUUCACUUGGUCGUUAUGACGAUGCAAUCGAAACAUACCAGAAGGUUACACCGCUGGACAACUUCCAUGUGAUCUGUGGGCUCGCCCUUGCGUUUUACAUGGCGUGUAAACUACCAGAGAGCUAUCGAGCCUAUGACCAAGCACUACAGCUUGCUCCAUCAGACGCCGACAAAUCUUGUGUGUUAACCGCAAUGGGGAUGCUGGGAUAUGCCCUGAAUGACAUAGAUGGUGCGAAGGCGAUGUUGUUUAAGAGUUCCCAAAUGAAUCCACCCUGUGAACGCGGCCUGAUGGCACUGUGUGCACUGGGACUAGUCAACAAUGACUUGACGUUAGCUGGCGCAGCUUUGGGUGAACUCUUAAAGCUUGGCCAAAAAAUGAAAGACGUGAUAUAUGCUGAUAUUUGUUAUCUCUUCUCUCAGUUCUUCGCGAUGCAGGGAAGUGAAAUGGUUGGACUUCGACAUAUCUUGAAGGCAAUCCAUGAGCAUCCUGAGCGCGCAGUGUUAUGGCAACAAUGCGCCAUGUUCAUCAUCGAUAGAUGCCCGGAUAAUCUUCAGGUCGCAAUGCGAUGUGCAGAAGCAACAAGAAAAUUAAAACACAUUAGUGAAGAGAUUAAUGUAUCUCUUCAUCCAACGUCUUUGCUUGGCUCUGGCGCACUUCCACCAUCAUCACGUGGCGAAGAACAGCCAAUGACAACUGUAGAACUAAGAACAAUAGCAGCCGUCAGGGCAGCCCAGAGGGCCUUGCGCGCCCACCCUGACCGAGUAGAAAGCUGGGCCGUGCUAUGUGCUGCUGUCACAGCUCAUGGUAUUGCUAUGGAUACGGAGGACAAAGGAAAAGGAUUUCACAUGUUGACAUUAAAGAUUUCCCAGAUGACCAUGAAUAAAUGCCGCGAAGAACAGAACAUUUUGGAAUCCAAAGCAAAGAACCAACUCCCGAAUCUCUUGUUGUCCCGUAAACAAGAACUAGAGGGGUUACAAAGAUGGACUGUGCUUCAUACUGGUUACUCUAUGAUGUACUGUGGUCUGGUGAAAGAAGCUAAGGAACACUGUCAGCAGGCUCUCUCGGUUUAUGCAAAUGAUUCCCGGAUGAAUACCGCACUUCAUUUACUGAAGGCUCAGCUUUGUUUAUGUGGUGGUGAAGUUGACGAAGCUGAUAGUAUUCUGCAGUCGUCAGUGUUGUCUAGCCCUCACCAUCCUACUGUUGCAUGGCAGGUGUUGGCAGAAAUUCGCAUGAAUGCUGGCUCGCCCCUGGAAGCCGAGCUGUGUUACCGCAAGUGUCUUCAAGCUGGGACAAACAAAAGGUCUACUAACUGGCGAAUCGUUCCUCUUCUUCGUCUUGCGCUCUUAGCACUAAACCAGGCCAAGACUGAGUCCGCUGAACGCGAUCGCUGGCUCACCCUUUGCCAAGAAGCAUCGACUGAGGUUAUCAAGAUUGAUACAGACUGCUCAGCGGCACGACUCAUUCAAGGAAUUUCCUUCCACUUGCAGGGAAACGCAAGACAAGCCAGACGGUAUCUACAGAACGCUUCAGAGUCAAAAACCAGUGCGUCAACAGUAGCACAGCAGUGGCUAUCAGAUAUACAAGGCGAUAACAAGUAGGCAGGUGUAAUAGUUAGGUAUGAUAUGAUAAUCAUAGACCUUAUAUUGUUAUAAGAGUAGCACAGGUCAGUUCUGGGUUAGCGAUCAGUAACGCAGUCCAUUAACCCAUUAGAUUUGGGUCUCUGUCUGUCACACCGUGACUUAAAAAAUUGCGUGACAAAAGUCACGGUUGUGGCAUGUAUUCAAUAAAUCAAUCUCAUUAUCUCCUUCAAAUGGUGAUCGAACACUGACCACCAUGUGCUGUCUGGCAGAAAGAAUUCUAUUGAAAACUUGAUUCAGAUGAUGAAGAUUCCGCACGAGACAGGAAAUGAUGUCAGGUGAAAGGAAGCUCGUAAAAUCCCAAAUAAUCCUAGGUCCAUAGAAUGCAGAUCACCUUUUUUCCCAUAAGCUCUGCUUCUGUCACUUUAAUCUUGGCUUCAUUGGGUUUUUUAAAAAAUGCACAUUAAUUCAAGAAAUUAGGUUAUAUAAUAACUGGAAUGAGCUAGUAUAACAUAUUUUAUUGUAAUGUAUAUUACAUAAAUAAUAUUCAGAAAAAUAAAUAUCUUUUUUAUA